Molecule: messenger RNA, 2510 nt
Organism: Gigantopelta aegis
Lineage: Eukaryota; Metazoa; Mollusca; Gastropoda; Neomphalida; Peltospiridae
Product: histone acetyltransferase type B catalytic subunit-like
Exons: 11
Coding region: 55-1293 (412 amino acids)
Biological process (GO): subtelomeric heterochromatin formation
Cellular component (GO): nucleus
Molecular function (GO): histone H4 acetyltransferase activity; histone binding
Source: RefSeq, a predicted model, not a curated record
GGAAAUGUAGCAAAUUCUUGACCCGGAAGCUAUUAGGCAGGCGCGAAGGGAAAUAUGGCGGGCAUGAACAUUCUCAAUAAUAAACUUGACGCCUACAAGUGUACAGCUAAUGAAGCUAUUCAACUCAAACUAGUCCGAGAUGAGUCAGAUGUUGAAGAUUGUAAAAAGACAUUUUACCCUGAGAUGACACAUCAGUUGUUUGGAGAGCAGGAAAGUAUUUUUGGUUACAAAGACCUUACAGUGCAGAUGUUCUACAGUGCGGCGAAGCUGAACACGUACAUCAACAUGAAAUAUUCAGACAAGAUCUCGAAAGACAAGUUUUUCGAUUCAGGAAUUUCAUUACCGGAGGCAGAUAAUGUUUUGGCAACUAUCACGAAGCACGUUCCACCUGGCUUUACAUCGAACUUGGACGAUUUUCUCACAUCUUUGGCAGAUGAUGCCGAUUUCAAACCAUUUGGAGCAAAACUUCAUUCCUACACAGUACACAAAGAUGGUACGGAGCGGGAAUUUGAAAUCUACAAAACAGACAUUGAGUGUCCAGGUUUCCGAGCGUAUCAUGAACGUCUGCAGACAUUUAUUCUUUUCUACAUCGACGCAGCCUCGUUUAUAGAUGUCGAUGAUGACAGAUGGCACUAUUACCUUCUGUUUGAAAAAUACAAGUCGAAUGGAAAUCCGAUGUACGCCAUCGUUGGGUAUAUGACUGUAUAUAAUUAUUACGCUUACCCAGAGAAAAUCCGACCAAGAAUAAGUCAAGUAUUAAUCCUGCCCCCAUUUCAGAAGCAAGGUCAUGGUGCCCAGCUUCUUCAAACGUUCUACAAUGACUGCUACACGAGAUCUGAGGUUUUAGAUAUUACAGUCGAAGAUCCAUCAGAAAACUUUCAGCGGUUACGAGACUUCGUCGACACAAACAACUGUAUCAAACUCCGCUACUUCCAGACGGAUUAUUUAUACGAGGGUUUUUCAGAAGAUAUGGUUCGGGAAGCUCAGGACAAACUGAAGCUCAGCAAGAGGCAGGCUCGUCGGGUGUACGAGAUCCUCCGGUUAAAAGUAACGGAUGAAAAGAACAAGGAACUGUUCCGUCGAUUUAGACUGGAAGUCAAAAAGAGGCUGAACGCACCAUUUCAGAAAAAUGGUCGUGACUUUCAGAAGUUGGAGAGAGCUUUGCAACCCGAGGAACUUUCCCAAACUCUUGGUUGCAUGUCGACGGAACAACGGAUCACAUUUCUGGAACUGUCGUUCGAGGAGCUGAUGGAACAUUAUCGCCAUGUGCUCGACAGAAUAUCUAUAACCUAGUAUGACGAACUACAGAAACCGAACCAUAUCAUGUGUUCUCAGAGAGCGAUUUACAAUAACAAUUUGGUUCUUUUGUAUUUAUGGUGAAUGCAAGAAUUGUAGUCGCUGAAAACAUUUUCAGAAUGUUCAAAUGUGAUUGUUGUUGAAGACAAAAAUUGUGGCCUCUUGAGAAUUUUUGAAAAUAUUCAGAUGUGAUCUAUUGGUUAAUACAAGAGUUGUUAUCACUAAAAAAAAAUUCAAAAUAUUUGAAUAUGAUAUAUGGUGAAUAACCAAACUUGUCAGUCAAAAUGUUUUCAAAAUAUCUUGACAUAAUUUAAUUUGUAAUGAAAACAAGAAUUGUAACCACUCAAAACAUUUUCAAAAUAUACUAAUGGGAUGAAAUGAGGGAAGACACAUUGUAUUUGACACCGAAUUUCAAUUCGCUUUUAUAGUCGUUAUUGAUGUAUAAAAUAGAGAGAUGGAAUUGAAUGCCAGGAACUCGGUUACAGGUUCUGGUAGUCGAUAUAUGGGGCGGGACAUAGCCCAAUGAUAAAGCGCUGUCUGUUUAGGAUCAAUUCUAGUUAGUGAGCCCAUUGGGCUAUUUCUCGUUCUAGCCAGUGCACCACGACUGUAUAUCAAAGACCGUGAUAUGUGCUAUUCUGUCUGUGGAAUGGUGCAUAUUAUUGAUCCUUUGCUACUAAUGGGGAAAAUGUAGCGGGUUUCCUGUCUAGGGCAAUAUGUCAAAAUUACCAAAUAUUUGACAUCCAAUAACAGAUGAUUAUAAAUCAGUGUGCUCUAGUGGUGUUGUUAAACAUUACAAACUUUUCGUAAAUAAUAUUUGCUAUUAUUAUUUAUGUGUUGCCUUAUUUCUUUCCCUCAUUAUAUUUAAUUCAAUGCGAUUUAUGUAGAAAACAAAAAGUGAAGUCAUUGAAAACAUCUUCAAAAUAUUUGACGUAUGUGACUUAUGGUGAAUAUAAAAAUUAGUAAUCGCUAGAAUUAUAGGAAAAAGUGUUCAAAAUAUUUAACUUACCCGGUAAAUCAAUCAAAACCUGUUUAAAUUUUUUGAGUAAAUAUGAUAUAUGAUGGAUAAAAGAAUUGCUUCCACUUGAUAUACUUGUAGUAUUUGUCAUUUCUUAUCGAAACCUAGCUGCAAAUUGGUGCGAGGACCAGCUAAAAACAAUGUUACUAAAAUCAAAUAAGUUAAAUCUUGUUAUAGUAAUAAAGACAUUUUGAAACCG